AUGACCGCCUCGAAGGAGAUCCGCCUUUUCGGUGAUCUUUGGCUGCCAGAUCCCGGGAACGCCCUACCAAAGGAUGAGCUUGCGAUUGUAAGAAAGCUGCUCCCUCUGAUUCAACGCUUCGAGGAAGACUGGUAUGGAAUGGCGGAGGUUCCUGAUAUUGCAGAGAGACCAAGUGGAUGGAAUUUAGAUGAGGCACAUGAGGAAUUCAUAGAGAAGGAAGCUGGCUGGUGGAAGAGUCGAGGCGUCACCCGACCGAGACACUUGGUUCGCCCGAGCGGCGAGCUGAAUGCCCCUGUCGCUUGUCACCUCUUUAACCCUACAUUCACUGUUGACGACCCCCAUUGCUCAGAGACAGAAGACUUCUCUAACCCCUCAAUCGCCCAAUUAAAAGACGCUGGCUUCUCGUCACAGAACAAUUGCUUUCUCUUCGAUCAUCUUGGUCGCAGGGACAACAGCAGCCAUUGCACUGACCUUUACCCCGAAGAUCUACUCGAAAUACACGAAGAAUUCGUGUUUGCCCUUCGACAUGCAAUGAAAGCAAAGGUAGAAAUUUGCUGGGGCUCUAAUGUUCGCAAGAGAAUGAUCAAGAAGUGUGAUUUACAACCUCUCCGCCUUUGGGGUGACUAUGCAGGGUUAGUUCUCUACUUAGAAUUGACACCUGGCCGACAAUUUCUGAAACGUUUCAUAAUCUUUGUGGCACACCCUCAGCGCUUCAUGUAUGUCAAGAGUGACGGUAUAAAAGCUCAAGGUUGGCGUCAUCGAUUUGGUGUAUCACAAGACCAAGCGUUAGCCGUCGCCGCUCUGUUAGGUGGCAUUCAAAUCACACCAAACUUUUACACGUUAGAUUCUCGACUACCACGAAACCUCUGUGUACCGCGCAGCACCACCAACGAGAGGAGUACGUGGAAAGGCCAAGCAGUGGCCCAACUGAGGACAGCCUUUCCCACAUCGGUCCUUUCGAUGGAAACAUCACAUUAUGUUCGCCCGACGAAGGAAGAGAGAUCGUCAGUUCAAGAAGCGUUCGCAUUGCUAGGUAAAUUCAAACUGGCCAAAGUGAACGAGGCAGCCAACCUACGAAGUGCCAGUAAUGAUACUCACCUGAGAAAGAAACGACUCCAAAAGAUAGCAGACUAUUGGCACGAGCUCGAGGAAUUAUCAUCUAUAUUCCUACCAAGUGCUAGUACUGCUGUUCAACACGACAAUGCCACGCCUGGGCAAUUUGUUAGUUGCCAUCUGGAAGAUAUUUUCACAAACCUUCAGGGGUCAGAUUGCUGGGAUUGGGAAGACCUUCCUGAUCCUCUAGUUGAAUUUAUACAAGCACAAGAUGGCCUCAAGUUCAACAGACGAGAAAUAUCGUGUCGGAAUGAUCUUGAGCUUGCAUUCAAUCUUCUCCAGAAAUGCAAAGGCAGCCCUGAAACACUAGACAUUCUCACUCUCGCAUUUCUAGUACUGGAUGCUUACGGCUGGCUGAUAAGUCGCCCAAGACUACCUCAGGUUGAUGGCUUGCUUAUACUCCGCGACCCUCCGCACGAUGUUGUCCCUCGGAAAUGUUCGGCGUGCGGGAAACAAUAUCUAGAUGACGCUUUUGCUUACUGGUCUAUGCGUAAUCCCGAAUACUACGUUCUUUGGUAUCGGUUUCGGUCUAAUUGCGGAAGACCAGAUUGCGGAAUGAAAGCGUGCUCGCUUCUACCCCUUAGUAGCCAGAUCAAAUACUUGCGCUCUACUCAGAAGGAACUGAUGGAGAAGCCUCUUGACCGGUUUGAAAGAUGGUUUCUUCUCCGCCCAGAAGAAUUUGGAGACCUCCCCAUUGACGUAAAGGUCAAGUGCCAGACCAAAGAUUGUCAGGAGGUGAAAAUCGUUAAAGCACGGUGGACAGGCCAUGUACCCCCCAGCAUCUCGGGCGCUAAUCUAAGUAGGCUGUGGAAAAGCUUCUGCGUUGUCCCUGGGUUCGAUAUAACUUGCUGUCCACGAAGACCAGAUAUUUACUUCGAUGACAGCUUGACCAUCGACGGUCGGGUCGCCGCUCUGAUCGAGGCUCAAAGGCUGAUGCAGGAUGAACAGGUUGGCGAACUGACUAACUAG
Molecule: messenger RNA, 2082 nt
Organism: Aspergillus luchuensis
Lineage: Eukaryota; Fungi; Ascomycota; Eurotiomycetes; Eurotiales; Aspergillaceae
Exons: 4
Coding region: 1-2082 (693 amino acids)
Source: RefSeq, a predicted model, not a curated record